Molecule: messenger RNA, 984 nt
Organism: Trichomonas vaginalis G3
Lineage: Eukaryota; Parabasalia; Trichomonadida; Trichomonadidae
Product: glucose sorbosone dehydrogenase family
Exons: 1
Coding region: 1-984 (327 amino acids)
Source: RefSeq, a predicted model, not a curated record
AUGGAUCGCGUUGAUUUUUUACCAUAUUUAGGCCAGCAAAAGCAUGCCAAGAAGCAUCGUAGUAAAUUUUUUAUUAUUUUUGUUUCAUUAUCGCUUUCAAUCUUAUAUUUUGCAUCAAUUAUUACCUGUAUAUACUUAAACAAAACCAUUAUUGAUUCAGAUUACCCAUUAAUUCCUGAUUAUGAACUUUUUAUCAAGAUUCCAUCUAAAAUUCAUGGAAAAAAUCAAACAUUUUCUAUCGAUAUGCACUCACUUGUUGCAUAUGUUGAUAUAUGGAGAGGCCAUUGGUGUCCUUACUACAAUGAUCGAAAUUUCUUUCUUUCUCCAAGAGUCAAUGAACUUCUUCAGAUCAUCAGAAUGUUCCAGAUACCAGUUUCUCACCUUUCUUUUACAGCAGAAUCGUCGAUGCUUUAUACCAGACAAAGAAAACGCGCAAAAACAGCAAUUUUAUACGGCAAUACUACGGUUCUAAACGAAUAUGAGCCAUACCUCAACGAAAGCUAUAGUAAAUAUAUACCAGGAUUUAUUGAUAAAUGCAAUCAUAAUCUUAGUCGUUUCAAUAGAUACAGAGACCACGGUUUUUCCAAAGAUAUAUGCAUAAGUGAUGAUGAUUACUAUGUUUCCAGCUUCAAAGAAGCCAGCAUGCUCUUCAAUGGCCUUGGAGCGAAAUAUGUUCUUAUUUUCGGCGAACAUACGAAUAUGUGCAUAAUGCAAGUCAUUAUGUAUUGUCUUAAAGCUGGCAUGCAACCAAUUAUUGUCCGUGAUCUUGUUGAUUGUGCUUGGGUUUAUCAUUUUCAGAAAACAACCUUUUCAAGGCAUACAGAAUCCAAUAGUGCUGUAAAUAAGUAUAUUGAGUCUCUUGGAGUCCCAAGUGUCCUUUCAUACGAUCUAAUUCGUGCAUUCAAAGAUGUUCCACUCAAAAGGACUCGGCCUAAGUAUAAUCCAGAGGAAAAUGCAUAUCGUUUUAAGAAUUUACUUUUGUGA